AUCGCAUAUAAAAACGUUCUCCCUCCAUCCACAGCGUAUGCUAUCUUCAGCAUAACCCUUCCACAACCCAACCAUCGCCAUGAAGUUCACUCUUGCCUCUACCAUAGCCCUGGCCACUGCUGCCUUGGCCAUCCCUACCGCUGAGCUCGAGUCCAACCUCGAGAAGCGCAACCCCACCGGCGCCUUCAGCCUGUAUGCCUGGGGCGUCACCAGCACAGCCAUGAAGCUUUUCUACUCCGAUGGCCUUGCCUACGCCGGCGACUCCACCACCUGGCCCUACGGCUCCGUCACCACCGACGUAACCUUCGAAAUUACUGACACGGAACUCGUCACCACCGCCACAACCUCCGGCGUUACCCUCGACAGCGACACGCUCUUCUACAUCCGUCCGACCGAAGACGAGAUCACCGAGGUCGGCUUCACCGGCAACGGCUACACGACCCCCUCCGACGCGGCGACCGACAGAUUCCUCUUCUAUGGCUCGUGGCUGAUGUGGGAGGAGGAUUCGGGUAUUCUCACCGAUAGCUUCCGCCUCAAGGAGACGAACGUGUCUGGAGUUUACCAGUUUUACUUUGACUACUCGAACUUGGAUCCGAGCGGAUACGAGCUCCCAAGUGUCAUGGAUAAGGCUGGCUAGAUGGUUUGAUUUUGAGAAACUCGGAUUGUGGGUGGAUGGUUAGCGGGCUAGGGUUUUGCGUUCAGGCUGUUGUGCUGUACUCGAUGCUAGGCUCGGGUGUUGAUCGGUGAUUGGUGGGUGAGAGUUGCUCUGUCGAGUGGAUUGCGGGGUAUCUCGAUGGGAGGUUGCUAAGGAGCUGGGAGCUACUUGGCAAAUCUGCCGUAGCUAGGUCUGUAGGGUUAGGGUAACACUGAGUAUACGAUGCUCCUAUAGUUAGCACGCACAUUCACCGACCUAUGGCAGACGCUAGAGUACAAUCCCUACGGAAC
This is a messenger RNA of Aspergillus saccharolyticus JOP 1030-1, 945 nucleotides long. RefSeq lists its product as uncharacterized. The record is from RefSeq and is a predicted model, not a curated record. Bases 80 to 637 code for a protein of 185 amino acids. NCBI's taxonomy places the organism in Eukaryota, Fungi, Ascomycota, Eurotiomycetes, Eurotiales, Aspergillaceae. The transcript has 3 exons.